CUUUACACCUCCUUUUGUCCCUCUAGCAUUCCUCCAUUCCAGCUUUCUAUCUAACAACUCGACGCAUUCGGAUUUCCAGCAUCAAAUUACCUUCUCCCAAAACGAUCAACUCACACGAAGAGUCAGAGAAUAGCACUGCGGGUAAUCUUAACUCUUUCGACGAGAUCGAAAACUUCGUUCUUCCAAAAUUUUCAAAGCUAUGCUUAUUCAUAGGUUUAUGCGGAUAAGAGGACUGUGCUGGAUGGCGUGAUGGUUGGUUAAACACUACAAGCAACUUGCCCAAACAACUGGAUUCUAACAACUAUAAAAUCACUUCAAGGUGGAAGAAAGCUGAUCUGGUUACACAACUUGGUAAUUGGAUAUGGAAUUUGAAGGAGAGGCCGGAACAUCUGUAUAUCCAGAAGGUUUCUCAAACGAAUGCCAUUCAAAGACCAGCGAUGUGAAUGCUGUUGGCGCAGUCAAGAAGUUGCUGUUUCGUAGAAUGCUGGUAGGUGUAAAUGAUGGUCGUUUUUUCAUGGGGAAUUUUCAUUGCAUGGAUAAGCAGGGGAACAUAAUUUUGCAAGAUGCCAUAGAGUUUCGAAGUGUUAGACGGUCCUCAUCUAAUUCACCUAUGGAACAACGUGGCCUCGGUCUUAUUCUUAUCCCUUCAUCAUGUCGAACCUCUUGUCACAUUGACUGCGCUGUUGAAGAACAAUUGUCAUUGCUCUCUUUAAAGGAUAUUUAGUUAUACUAGUAGAUAUGGUUUUCACUUUUCACCCUAUCAUUUUGCUGUUCACAAUUCAGAUACUAGGACUGAGGGACCAUGAAUGUAAAAUGUAAACUCCUCCCUGUCUUUCAAAUGAUCUUGCUAAAUAUGUGCUUCUUUUCUUGGGAAACCCUAAAGAUACACCACCAUUCCUCCUUAACCAAA
Beta vulgaris subsp. vulgaris (sugar beet) is the source of this 910-nucleotide messenger RNA. RefSeq lists its product as uncharacterized. The coding region runs from base 362 to 724 and encodes 120 amino acids. NCBI's taxonomy places the organism in Eukaryota, Viridiplantae, Streptophyta, Magnoliopsida, Caryophyllales, Amaranthaceae. The transcript has 3 exons. Gene Ontology annotation, cellular component: NatC complex. The record is from RefSeq and is a predicted model, not a curated record.